CUUGCUCGGUCGCGGCUAACUUCAGAGCUGUUGUGAACAAUGGCGACGUUUCGACGAAAGUGACAUUCUAACGAACAAAUGUGUUUUUACACUUUAACGUUAAUCUUCUUUUGUAGAUAAUUAAUUACGCUCGUUAGCUGUUAGCUGGGUAGCAUCUGCGUUUUAUGAUGGCUUUGAACGCGAACGCGUUGUCCAGUGACAUAAGCCGAAGAAAUCCACAGGACGAGUACGAGCUCAUUCAGAGGAUAGGUAGUGGAACUUACGGAGAUGUUUACAAGGCCAAAAGACUUUCCAUGAAUGACCUCUCCGCUAUUAAGGUUAUCAAGUUGGAACCAGGGGAUGAUUUUGCAAUUAUUCAGCAAGAAAUUUUGAUGAUGAAAGAUUGCAGACACCCUAACAUAAUCGCGUAUUACGGAAGCUACUUGAGGAGAGACAAAUUAUGGAUUUGUAUGGAAUAUUGCGGAGGGGGUUCUCUACAAGAUAUAUAUCAUAUAACUGGACCAUUAUCAGAAAUACAAAUAGCGUACAUGUGUCGAGAGACACUUCUGGGAUUGGCUUACUUGCAUAGCAUGGGCAAAAUGCAUCGUGAUAUUAAAGGUGCCAAUAUAUUGUUAACCGAAUCUGGCGAUGUCAAAUUGGCUGACUUUGGGGUAUCUGCGCAAAUUACUGCAACUAUCAAUAAAAGGAAAAGUUUCAUCGGCACCCCGUACUGGAUGGCACCCGAGGUUGCAGCUGUAGAAAGAAAAGGCGGAUAUAAUCAGCUUUGUGAUAUUUGGGCAUGUGGGAUCACCGCAAUAGAAUUAGCAGAACUCCAACCACCUAUGUUCGAUUUACAUCCUAUGCGAGCGCUCUUUCUCAUGUCGAAAUCUGGUUUCAAACCACCAACGUUAAAAGAUCGAGACAAAUGGAGUCCGACAUUCCACAAUUUCGUCAAAGUCGCUCUGACGAAAAACCCUAAGAAACGACCUACAGCCGAGAAGUUACUGCAGCACGCAUUUUUUCAAGGCGAAAUGAGCAAACGUUUAGCUUUGGAAUUGUUGCAAAAGGUAUCGAAUCCUAGUCAUAUGUUUACUGAUUUAGAAGCUGAUGAAGAUGGAGCUGUACCUAAUGUCCCACAGAGGAUUGCGUCGCGACAUACUGCAAGACCUAGACCAAAAAGCCCCAUACCACAAUUAGAUAGCGAUGAUCAAAUUAAUCUCGACGGAACGUUACAAAGAGAUUCGAUAUCGCCAUCCGUGGACACCAGUCCAUCAUGGGAUAUCAUGGAUAUAAUGAAUAAUGUAAAGGCUGUUCAUAACUGUGAUGUACAUCCAGACUGUGGCAUCGGCACUGCAUUCGAAGACGUGCAAGAAAAUACUGUUGGCGCGAACGUUACAACAGAUAGUAGACUGUCACGUCGAAGCAAAACAGGCACAGAAAUAUUUCAUAUGAGCUUAAGGAGUCUAUUGCAGUACAUUGAUGAGGAGUUGUUGCUAAGGGGGAAUGCAAUGUCGAUGGUUGGUGGGCAUUGCGACCAGCUAUAUUCCCUGCAAGCUACGCUUCCUCUUGGAGAAUCGUCGAACGACUGCGAAGUGCACUGCCCUUAUUAUAACAUGUCAGGAUCUCAAGCAAGUCCCAGGCGCCACAGCUCUGUGGACGAGUUGUAUGGUCUGGUGAGCAGUACCCAGUCCUUAACCGCUGUCAAUGGACAACGCCAACGAUCUCUCUCAGACAGUGGUCCUAGAGAUGAAUCCCUACAAUCCAAUGGUCAAAAUGAGGUGUCAGGCGACGGAGACGGAGAAAGUAUGAGUCCAGACUUAUUGUCCGAUACUCCACCUGUUCCUCCAAGAAGAAGGGACAGGAAACGUCAUACACCUCCCAGACCUAUCAGCAACGGACUACCGCCUACCCCCAAAGUCCACAUGGGAGCGUGUUUCUCAAAAGUAUUCAAUGGUUGUCCACUGAGAAUACACUGUACCGCAAGUUGGAUUCAUCCAGACACGCGAGAUCAACAUUUAUUGAUCGCAGCCGAGGAAGGAAUUUACAACUUGAACCUAAACGAACUCCACGAGACUGCGAUAGAUCAAUUGUAUCCGAGACGUACCAUUUGGAUGUACGUCAUUAAGGAUGUCCUCAUGUCCCUUUCUGGGAAAACACCUCAACUAUAUAGACACGACUUAUUAGCGAUGCAAAGUAAACAGAGCCACAGGUUUUCACUGCACAUGAACAAAAUACCAGAGAGAUUAGUACCUAGAAAGUUUGCUCUGACCACUAAAGUACCAGACACGAAGGGUUGCACCAAAUGUUGCGUUGGGAGAAAUCCUUACAACGGUUACAAAUACCUCUGCGGUGCGAUGCCAACUGGAAUAUUUUUAAUGCAAUGGUAUGACCCCCUCAACAAGUUCAUGCUGCUAAAGCACUUCGAAUGCAUCUUACCGGCGCCGUUGAACGUAUUCGAAAUUAUCAUCACACCCGAAAUGGAAUAUCCAAUGGUGUGUGUGUCUGUAAAACAACCAUAUCAGCAAAAUAAAUUGAAGUUGGAUUUAAUUAAUAUGAACUCGGGAGCAAGUUGGUUUCACAGCGAUGAAUUGGAAGACAUGGAUGGUUCGGCCACUGUGAUACCAAGAAGGGAGAACCUUAACGCUAUCAAUGUUACGCAGUUAGACAAGAAUUCAAUAUUAGUAUGUUACGACAAUGUAGUGAGAGUGGUGACGCUGCAAGGAAAACCUAGGUCGAGUAGGAAACAUAUGUCGGAAUUACAUUUUAACUUUCAAAUCGAAUCGAUCAUUUGCUUACCGGACAGCGUAUUGGCAUUCCAUAAGCAUGGGAUGCAAGGUAGGAGUUUUAAGAAUGGCGAAGUUACACAAGAAAUCAGCGAUCCGAGCAGAACGUACAGAUUACUUGGAUCAGACAAAGUUGUAAUGCUAGAGAGCCAUUUGGUUCAGUCGGGCACGCUAACUGAAUCCGAGGGAGCAGACUUGUACAUACUUGCUGGACACGAGGCCAGUUACUAAGUUUCAUCUUCCAACUGUGAAUGCGCAGACGGAACGCGUCGCAAGUGAAUUGUGAUUUGGACAGACUGCAUUGUAAAGUAUAACGUGACUGUACUGAGAGGCAGUGGUUGACGUUGGUAAGAGAAAAUUGUUAAUUAUCCUGUUUAAAGUGCACAUGAAUGAAGAAAUUGAUUACCGACGUACAUCAGCAUACACAUCAUUCGUCACUGUUCUCCAUAUAGUCAAUGCUACAUAGACUGGUUAUUUACCGAGAACUUUUUAACGAAAACAGAUUUAGAAUUAGUGUGAUCGAUAUUAAAGGAGAGAAAGAAAGAGAUCACAGUGGGAUGGAAUAUUGAGAGGAAUCGCGAAUAUAUUUAAAGUAAUAUGUAAAUUUGCCCUUAUGCCUGACAAAAUAAAGCUUAUACCGAUCGAAUUUCCUCAACGAAAGAAACAGAAACGUACAGCGCUAUCGCAAAAUUACCCGGAAACCUAAGUUAGCGUAUAUCAAAUAUUUCAAAGAGACAUUCGUUACGAUACAACAAUAUAGUAAAUUCUAGACGUGAGUUUUGAUUUGAAAACUUCUUUCCCCUUUUCAAUUAAUCUAAUUACAUUGGCGAGUUACGAUACUCGAGAACCACGCGUAUUGUACGAUAAUUAUGUGUAGAUAUACGAAUACUUAUAUUUUUAGAAUGAUUUUUAGAUUGUAUCACGAUACGAGAAAUCCCAACACCCUAGAUAUGAAUUAAUUGUAUCGUCGUAAGCUUCACAUAGAAACUUUGUACGACUCUUAUAAGAUAUUGGCCAAAGGUAGUUUAAGUAGAUUAAUAUAUAAUUGACCAUUGAACAACAACAAAGACAACGAUUUAAAUACAAAUUAGUUACCGAGUAUAAAAAAUUCUAACGCUUAUCGUAUGUAUUUUUCUCGCGACGAAUAGAAACUAAAUUUGACAAACGUACAUUUCCAUUCUUUUGUAUAAGUUUUGCUUUGGUAGGCAUUGGGCUGUUGCAUCAAAGUUAUUUUAAUAAGACAUUGCGUUCAUCAGUGUCUCUAAUUUUGGACGAUUGUACUAUGAAGAUACAAUAUAAAUUGCAAAGUAGUUUAUGAUGGCAAUCAUAAAUUAUUUAUUUUAAGAGGUAUAUACGGAAAGGCUUAGCAGUUAAUUCAUUCGAACAGAUCCAGAUCGUUUUACCCAGUACAUAUGAAAUUUUUUGACGCAAUUGCGUCAUUCUGUGUAUUCUAUCUCACACAAUAGUGUUGCAGGUUAUGUAAUUAAUUAACAAAUUAUAUUGAUGAUCGGACCUGACAGCAAUCAGAAUCUAAACAUUAUUUCUCUUGUUCGUUUGGCUUUGUUUUUCUUUGAAAAAAAAAAAAUUGCCUUCAAUGAUUACACACUAAGAAUAACUUAAUAUUCUUUCGUAUUAUACGAGCACAGUAUUCGUUUGGAAAAGAGUUCAUUUCCGUGAUAUCGGUGGAAAUAACUUGCUUCUGUGAAAUACUAAUGAAAUUAAGUGUAUUUUGUGUGAUUGGUUCUUAAGACUGGGAGAAAUACAAUUUCUCGUUUGCGAAAGACUUUCUUAAUUAUACACAAACGAUGUAUUUAGGAGGAAGAGUGCUGGAUGAAUAGAAUUUAAGAACAUUGAUGUGCAAGUUGCAUCGACUAUUUCUACUUUAUGGUUCGCUUCGUAAUUAACUCGUUUUAAAUAGUUGAAUUUUUUAAUUUUACUCGAGAUGGGGUGACGCGGUAUUUUGUAAUUGAUAAUGUUGGUGAUUUAUCAAUGAUUCGAUUGAAGUUUAUGUGAUAUAUAUUUCCGUAAUUUCUUUACGUAAUUAAUAUAGAAACAAUUAUUCUGCUAUGUUCUGUAUUACGUGCAGUAUGUAAUAUAGUAAAUGUUUCUGUUUAACGUCUAAGCAACGUUUUUAAUUAAAGGUAAUAUUGAACUUCAUCGAUAUAAAACUACUAUAAAUAUCACACGAAAAUAAUCAUUCUUUUGUUUCUAAUUAUUUAUCCAUAUUUUAAGAGAACGCGCUUCUGUAUAUAGAUUUUUUAUUUAUAUAGAAAUUGUUUAUAUCCUUUAUGUAAUUUAAUAAUACUCAUUUUUAAUGUGUUUCUGUUACGGUAUCGUAGCUUAAAAUAAAUGUCAAAGUGACCAGUUUCAAUAAAACUUUAACAAUACGAGUAGAAAAGUAUGUACGUUUUGCAUGCAGCAAGUAGCAUAAAAUAAAAGACACGUCCGCGCUUAAAUAUUUAUUUUAGUCUGUAAUUACGUUAGUCGAUGUUAUAUUAAAAUUUAAAGAACAGUUUCGAAAUUUAGGUUUCUAGAGAUUUAUGAAUUUUUGUAUUAUAUAUUCACCGAUGAACAAUUUAAAGACAACUAAAAUUAAAAUAAAAAAACAAUGGGAUGUUAAUAACGUUUAGAAUAAUAGUUUUACGUAAUAUUCAACUAAUUGGAUUAAUCUAGAAUCACGAUUUAACUUAUAUCGAAAGGAAGAUGUUCGAUUUUGAAAUUUUAAGUAGUUAAUUAAAUAAAAUUAAAGAAACAAGUGCUUUUCUGUAUAGCUUAAAUUUUGUUAGAAUAAUGGUAAUUUUACUAUUAGCGUCGAAUAAUAAGAUCAUUUAAAUUCCAUGUAAUUCGGCCAAAAAUACUAAUAAGUGUAGAUUGGUUUCGUACUCGUGAUCAGGCCUUUUGAGAAUUAAAUAUUAGGCAAUUUAUGAAUAAUUACUAAGAAAUUUUCGAUAAAAUCUAUUAACAAUUUGUCGCGUUAUACAGCUAAUCAUUAUUAUAGCCAAUUAUUUUUUUUUUACAAAUAAUAUUUAACGAAUUGCAUUCGAACUUAUUGGUGUCCUUUAGAUGCGAAUUAGUAGGUUUAAACGAGUAUUGUAUCUAGCACUUUUCCAUCCAUUAUCGAUUGUUGGCAUCUUGCACACUAAAGUAAUCGAUUUGCAACAACAAGAACGAAAUGUAAAUUGAACUAGGAAGGAUCGACAGAGUAAAAUUAUCUUGGAAAUGUUGAGAUAUUUUGGUAUUUUAUAUGAAGAUUUGCUCUGUAUAUAGGAAGUAGGUUACAAAAGAAAGUAUUAUGCUAUUAAAGGUUUACUAUAAUAGUAUCAUAUCUAACUGCUUAUUGUGGUAAAUAAUUAUGUUACAUUUAUUAUUGUAUCCAACCUCGAGACAUAAGUGGUGUAACAUAAAUGUUUAACAUUUUCGAUUUCAUUUUUAUUGUUACGAUUUUCCUACAUUCCAAAAUAUUUCAAAUAUUCAAACAUAUAUUUUAUAUUAUAUCUUUGAAUUAAAAUUAAAAAAAAAAAAAUAUUACUUAUACUUGUUUCCAUCGAAGACGAUGGUUAUAAAUUUAUUUCCAGGUAUAUUCAUUUUUAUGGCACGUUCUUACACCACUUAUGCUGUGGCAUAAUUUAAUACGUAACGCGAGAUUUGUUAUUACAAAAUGCAGCAAAAUUGCGUUUAACGAAAUAAUAUUCCGUGCUGACAAUUUUUGUAUAAAAUGGAAACAAUUGAAACGAUUGUGUGUUCAAGAUAUGUCCAAGAUAGUUCACUUUACCAUUUUAAAUGUCACUCUUGUCUUUUACAUCGUUUUUUAGACACGUUUUACACACUCUGUUCGAAUAUUUCAUUCCUGAUGUUAUAAAUUUUAUAUAACACAAUUUAUUCAUUCAUUGCAAUGGUUUCAAAGUAGCUCAAGUAUAAUUUAAUUGAGAUUUAAAUAAGUUCAAAUUUUAAAUAUGCCUAAUUAUUUAUAUCAAACUUUAUGGUUGCAACUAUAUUCAAAUAUAUAUAUGUAUGUAUAUCGAAUAUACUUAUACAUUUAACGUGGCAUUGAAGACAAGAGAGAUGUUUCAGGGAAUACGAUUAAGCAGGUCCAUGUUGCGGUAUGUUUACCAUGCGUUUGUGUCAACAAUUCAGUAUGCAAUUACAAUCAGUGAUUAAGCAAUCAAAUUACCGAACGAAAUGUUUAAUCAAAUUGUACAACUUGGUUAAAGAAAAAGUCUACUAGAGCGUUGUUCAUACAGAUUGGUAGGCCUUGUAAAGGAAAAGUGUAUAAAGCAAUGUCUUCCCUGUAUUUGCAACUAAGCAUAUAUACAUACGAACAAUUUUUGUUUGUUUUGAAACAAUUAUCAAUUGAAUUUCUCUCAUUACUUAGUUUGAAUUGCUGAUGUUCGCAAUUAGUCGUGUUUGUUCCUAACUUUUGUUAUAUACAGUUCAGUAUAUGUACUAGGUUGUUUUUCCUUAGCAAACCGUUUCUAGCGCAUGUUUAAUUUAACAAUCAAAUGCUCACAAAUCAUAGAAUGUAUUUGAUUUCCUGUGUUCGAGCAACAAUUAUUAGGAAUGAAUUAUCGGUAUAUCUCUAAAUUUCUGAUCGAGAAGCUUGCGCUUUGUAAACGUUAAGAAUGAUUUUCAAGAAAGUGUGGAAUGGUGUGAUAUAGAUUACUAGAACCAAUGAGAGAUGCGGAAAGUCUAUGAUAAUAUGCUUUUCAAGCAUUCAAAGUGAAUAUAUAUGUAUGUGUAUAUGGAAAGAUAUAGUCGUAUUGGUAAUAUAGCCAGGGAAUAUCUUGCAAUAAAUUGCACCUGGAUAUAAAUGUUAUUUUACAAGUCAGUCGACUCUACGCACAAUUUAGACACGAGUAACAAUUCUUUCACUUGUUUUCUAGUUCUAAAACGCUACUUGAAAACAUGCUAGUUAACAUGUUCAAUAUUCUUGUACUUUAGAGGAGUUACGUACUUUCCGGAUAUAUUACUAAUUUUCUUUUUAUCUUUGAUACACAUAUAUCCUUCUGAUUUGUUUAAAUGUAUCAAACGUUUGAUCGGUUAUAAUGGUAUUCUGUAAAGCAUCCGUGUACCAGUGUCGAUAACCUACUCCAAUAACGGCGUAAAUAGUUACACUGUAAUGUUACCUGGCAAAUUUUUGUAUUAUUGCAAAGACAAUAAUUUCAUUUAUAGCGUCGAGUAUUGGCUAAACGCGAAAGGAAAAGACAUUUACACCGACAGCAAGAAAGCGACUCGAGAGUCUUAGGAAAAGGGUGAAGAGUGUGUAAAUAUACAUAAUCUUUGGGAGACCAACUAUUAGGAAACAUAAAGUUUAGAACAGAGACGGGCAAAAUUUUAUUCAAUAGACGACGAAUAAGAAGUCAUAGAGAUUAGUUCUGAUUCAUUCAACCUGAACAAUAAUUUCUUCACUCUGUGAUUUAAAUUAUAAUUUCUAUUCGAUAAAUAGUAGAUAGAAAGUGACGUAUCUUUUGUUUUGCCCGUCUCUGAUAUAAGGAGGAAAACGCAGAAACACAGAAACAUGUUACAUGCAAAUUUUACAUAUCCGUGUUCUACUUAUGACCAUAAAAUUCUAAAUACAACCCUCAAUAGAGUUUUGUUGGAUAUAGUGCAUAGCUGAAAUAUUUAGUUUUUAUCAGAUCUCAAUGUGCAUAUUAAUAUACUGUGUGUGAAUCGAGUGCCACGCGUGAAAGUCAAUUCGAUGACUUUGUAAAGGGUCAUUUUAUAGAGUCAUCGGAGGGUUGAUAUGUUUUUAACCGAUUUCACACACAGCGUAGAUUUCUCUAGCGGUAGGACAACUAGUACAGCGAUAACAUGUACCUGUCCAUAUUGACCAGAUCAGUGUCUUUGCCUCUACAUACAAACGGAGGGUAGAAAACUAUCUUGGAGUUACAGGCUCGUAUUUCUGAACUUGUUACAGUCACGGGUGUUUGUUAUUGUGUUCCACCUAUGCGGAAUGCGUACACUUGCAACGUGAGUUUCAGGGAAACGCAAUAACGAGCAAGUUUCUGUCCACAAUGGGUUUAAAAAUAGUAUUCUGUGACACUCUUAGUUUUAUAUUCUGUAUCAUUUCAUUUCGAUAGUGUUUCAUAUAUUUAUUUAACCCUGAGAGCGAUAAAUAACGAAAAUAAAUCUUACAGGCUUUACCGUUGACGUUUGGAAACUACUUAAGAGACCAAUAUUUUGUCUACUCAAUUUUCUCUCUUGGAAGAGAUUUAACUUUGUUUUCAGAAAUGAUUGAUGACUCUAUUAUUACUGUAUUUAUCACCAAUGGUAUAGUUUGGUAUCGCUUUCAGGGUCCAGAUCAGAAAUGGCUAGAAUUUUAUUCAAGCAACAGAUACCUAGCGAAUAGAAGUUGUUUAUCUUCUACUCUGAUUAGUAACGAUUCUAUGUUUAUAUCAGCUAUGUAUUAUGUUUUCCAUGGAAGUGCAAAUGUAUAACAGAAAAAAAAUAUUUUAAGAGGCAAGUACGUAUUGUAAGAAUGACGAGUUGACUUAGAGAGAACGAGACAAACAGAGAUACGCAACGGAAAAAAGAUAUAUAUAUAAAUCUAAAUAUAUUUAAUAAAAUUCUUUAACGAAGAAAUAUAAGUUCAAAGAAGUAUAAAUUAGCGCGAGAUAACGAUACCGAGAUUUCGUUAGUUUUGUGCCGUUUCAAGGGAGAACUAUAAGAAAUUGUCAAUAUGUCAAUAGCACGUUAUUAACCAAAGCUUUAGCUGCGAAUAGAAGCGACGAUUAAUGAAAUUAUUCUUACAAGAUGGAAUCAUAUAAGAGCGCGUCGUUGUCGCAUAAAUAAAUUCUAGGUUUAAGGUACUCCUGUAUAGAAAAAUUAAUUAACGCGUUUCAGUUAAUCUCUUGGUAUCAGUAUUUUCCAACUUUUCUAUCCUUUAAGUUGCUUCGUAUGGGUCAGACUGUGAAUUUUAUAUUCUAAAAGAUUGUUCUAAAGAUCAACAAAUAUCAAAUUUACAGUUUAUACCCUAAGUUUGUUUAAUUUCAAGGAAACCACGUCGCGUUAAAUAACUCCAGGAUGUCCUGCAAGAUUUAGAUAUUCAGAAUUAUUGACAUUCCAGUUGCUCUUAUAUCUUUAUUCUUGGUUGGAAAGCACUGAUUUUACCCUUUCGAUGCGACAAAUUUGUCUGAUUUGUCACAACCUAUAUAGAAAAGAUUAGAUGUGUGCUAGCGUUGUAGUUAAAAUUGAUGACUGAAAAGGCUUUUAGCAAAGCUUGCGGAGAGAUUGAUCUAUAACAAACAAAAUAUUUACUCUCUGCGUGCAACGGAAGACAACUCGUACGAAGUUGUUAUUUCGCUGAAAAAUAUAACGUUAAUUGGCCUUUUGUUAAACAAUGGACCAGCGUCUUCGUAUCGAAAGGGUCUUUUCUUCUGCGUUCUGCGACGCUUCCUCGUUACUCGAACCAAACGUAAGGAGGAUCACCCCAGCGUACAACACCUCAGAGAGCGUAGGGACUCUGUAAACGAGACGAAUCUUAAUUUAUUCUUUAUAUUUAUAUUCCGUAACCGAAACUAACGAAGAUCCUUCUGUAUAGAAGAUAGACUCUAAUCCAAAAUAAUAAUGCGGUUAAGUGUAUCAUAGUUGCUAACGGCUGUAUAUAAUGUGUAUAACGGAUGAUCGUUCUUCAGUUCACCGAGCUUCUCGUCCUCCCCCCCCCCCUUUUUAGUCAAUUAUUUUUUUCUUUUUAUAUAAAUACAGUAUUGCGAAGCUAAUUUAUGAACAUUAUGUAUCAUUUACGUGUUAUCUGUAAGCACGACUAGCCAAACCUCUGUAAAUAGACACUCUCGUAAUAAACCUACCUGAAGUAACAUUUGCAACUGUCUCUCGAAUCCUCUUCCACGACGGUGUCUUCGCUACGUAACACAAGUACCACUGUAACCUAAUAACUCGUAACCAUCACAAUUUCAAAAUGUAAUUAUGAAUUACGAUUAUAAAUUGCUCUUUGUAUAUGAAACACUAAAUCGUGUAAGGAAUCUUCUUAUCACUUUUUCACAGAGCAGGAAUUCUGAAAAUUACAAACAUAGGAGAAGUACUGACAAUAACUAGAUUGAUUUAUUGCAAAAAUACUAACUUCUCUGCAUAGUGUAAUUGCAAGUAAAUCUCACACUCAUUCGUAUCGUUAAUCCAUUGUUAUCUACAUACUGUUUUAAUAUACCAUGAGUGUUCUUUUUGCGUCAGACAAUAGCUAACCCGUUAGGUUCAACAAAUAUAAAUAAAAAAUAAAAAUUUGCUCUCCUAUUUGAAUGAACUUCGUUUCUUAUUCGGGAAUAAAAGAAUUUGAAUCCUAACGAGUUACUGUAUGUUUAUCGAACACUUACAAUAUUCAGUCGAUAUGCAUAUUGAUUUACAACGGUUUCAUCGACGAUGUUAAAGUUAAAAACAA
Messenger RNA from Hylaeus anthracinus, 11148 nucleotides. It is a transcript of the gene hppy, whose product is annotated as mitogen-activated protein kinase kinase kinase kinase 5. The record is from RefSeq and is a predicted model, not a curated record. Lineage: Eukaryota; Metazoa; Arthropoda; Insecta; Hymenoptera; Colletidae. Gene Ontology annotation, molecular function: ATP binding; MAP kinase kinase kinase kinase activity. Gene Ontology annotation, biological process: protein phosphorylation. The transcript is spliced from 21 exons. The coding region runs from base 165 to 2993 and encodes 942 amino acids.